This is a messenger RNA of Rotaria sp. Silwood1, 1827 nucleotides long. NCBI's taxonomy places the organism in Eukaryota, Metazoa, Rotifera, Eurotatoria, Philodinida, Philodinidae. The record is from the annotation of a GenBank genome assembly.
AUGAAAAUGUUUCAUCAUUUGAAGACUAAUGAAAAUGAAUCAAUUGAAAUGAAUUCAAUAAAUGAUCCAUCUUUAUUAUCAAAAGAAAAACGCAUUCAACAAAAAUUCUUUCGUACAAAACAUAUUUCCGAAAAAUGGAAAAAUAGCGGAGCAAAUCCACUAAAAAGUCGACGAAGAGUUCUUAGUAAAGCUUUAAUCAAUACAACUGAUAGUUUAAUUCAAGUUAAUAAACAUAAUUAUAAUUCACCAACAACAAAAAACAAACAUGAACAAAAUCAUGAUAGAAUAACAAUAAAUAUUAGUGGUAAACGUUAUCAAACAUAUUCAUCUACACUUGAAAAUUAUCCAAAUACAUUAUUGGGUAAUAAACAAAAACGAAUGCGUUAUUGGAAUGAACAAGAAGAAGAAUAUUUUUUUGAUCGUCAUCGUGCUUGUUUUGAAGCAAUACUUUAUUAUUAUCAAUCAAAUGGACGUCUUCGUCGACCAGAUUAUGUUCCAUUAGAUACAUUUUUAGAAGAAGUUUCAUUUUUUGAUUUAGGUUCACAAGCUGUUGCACAAAUAAAUAAAUCAGAAAAUGUUUCUAUGAUUAAAUAUAUUAAUUUACCUAAUUGGUUUUGGCGUCGUUAUAUUUGGUUUUAUCUUGAAUAUCCUCAACAUUCAAUAUUUGCUCGAAUUCUUCAUUCAAUUUCAAUGUUAUUAACUGUUAUAUCAUGUAUAACAUUAGCUAUUGAAACUUUACCACAAUAUAAUAAUUUAUGUAUAAAUGAAAAUAAUAUAACAUCAUCAGAAAAUGAUAUUAAAUUAUGUUCAGCAACAUUUUCUUCACCAUUUUUUAUAAUUCAAACAAUAUGUGUAUCAUAUUUUAUAAUUGAAUUUAUAUUACGUUUAAUUAGUACACCAUCAUAUUAUAAAUUUAUUCUAUCAAUAUAUAAUUGGCUUGAUUUAUGUGCUAUUGUACCUUAUUUUAUAUUUUUAGGUCUUGAAUUAUAUCAUUAUCAAAUAGAAUUACAUGGAAGUUUAGUUACUGGUUUACGUGUAUUAAGAAUAUUAAGAUUUUUACGUUUAGUAAAACUUUAUUUAAUUUUUAAUCAAUUAAAAUCAUUACGUGUUCUUAGUUCAACAUUAAAAGAAUCAUUUACAGAAUUUAUUAUUAUGAUGAUUAUAUUGACUUUAUUAGCUUUUAUGUUUGGAGCUGCUACUUAUUUUGCUGAAGAAAAUACUAAUGGUCAAGUUUUUGAUUCGAUUCCAAAAGCUACUUAUUGGGGAAUAAUAACUAUUACAACAACUGGAUAUGGAGAUAUGUAUCCAAUAACAAUAAUUGGUCGAAUAUUGGCAUGUAUAUGUGCUUAUUUUGGUGUUGCAACAAGUGGUAUACUUGUAUCUAUACUUGUUGAUCGUUAUCAACGUGUUUAUAAUCGAAAAAAAUUUUUUCCUGAUCAAAUUAUAUCAGCAGUUGAUCCAAAUGAAAGUGAACAUGAAGAAAAACAAGAUUUUAUAAAUAGAGUAUUAAGUGAAUCUCACAGAGUAUUAUCAAAUACACAAUUUAUACCACCGACACCAACACCUUCAAUAUCUUCACCAAAAUAUAAUAGACAACCUUCGAAAUAUAAUAGAUUAGCAUCUCGCGUUCGAUUUUGUAUUUCAUUCACUGAUGAUCAAUCAAUGUCGCGAACACCCGAUGUAAUUUUGAAUGAAUUAGAAGAAGCAGUAAAAGAUAGUGGCGAAGAGAUUAAUUUCAAAUUAAUUAAUCGUCAAGAAGAUUCUUUUAAUGAUAGAAUAACAACUGCAAAUAUACCAUCUUCUAAUUCUAUAUACCAAAUGUUCUAA